This is a messenger RNA of Durusdinium trenchii, 1008 nucleotides long. The record is from the annotation of a GenBank genome assembly. NCBI's taxonomy places the organism in Eukaryota, Dinophyceae, Suessiales, Symbiodiniaceae.
AUGGAGAGCGCACAGACCCAGACUCAUCCCGCCUGGUGUGUCAUCUAUGGAGUUGGCAUCAUCUUCUUUUUGGUUCUCUAUGGAAUCUUUCAAGAAGGAAUCAUGACAGUGCCCUAUGAUGGUGCCCUCUUCCAGUAUUCCGUCUUCUUGGUGCUGUGCAAUCGCUUGGCAGCGGUGGUCUUCGGCCUGGUCAUGGCAGUGUCCAAAGGCGAGCAGUUGACCAACCAGGCACCACUCUGGAAGUACUUGAUCGUGUCGUUGUCCAACGUCUAUGCAAGUACCUGCCAAUAUGAGGCUUUGAAGUACGUGUCGUUUGCAGUGCAGAUGCUGGGCAAGAGCUUUAAGAUGAUGCCAGUGAUGAUCUGGGGCAUGAUCAUUUCAGGAAAAUCCUAUGGCUUGCGUGACUGGGGUGUAGCCCUGGCAGUCACACUGGGAUGUACAGAGUUCUUGAUGACCGGACCGACGAAUUCCAAGGUGGACUCUGGAAACAGCAUGUGGGGCUUUGUGCUCUUGGGUGGCUUUUUAGCGCUCGAUGGAUUGACAUCCACCUUCCAAGAAAAGCUCUUCAAGGAACACCAGACCACGAAGUACAACCAGAUGGUAUACAUCAACAGCUUGUCAGCGACGGUCUCGACUGUGACUUUGCUGGCGACGGGCGAUUUGGUGCCUGCCAUUGGCUUUGGUCUGGCACAUCCCAAGUUCCUGUUGGACAGCGCCCUGCUGAGCGGCUCCGCUGUGGCCAGCCAGUGGUGCAUCUACUCCCAAGUGAAGGAAUUCGGCGCCUUGGUCUUCGCAGCCACCAUGAAUGUGCGCCAAGUGGUGUCCAUCCUGGUGUCCUACGUGAAAUAUCACAACCCCGUCACGGGGCUUCAGAUCCUGGGUUUGGUGAUCAUCUUCGCCGCCCUGUCGUGGAAAUCGCUUUCAGGGCUUCUGAAGGCGCAAGACCCAGAGAAGAAACCCCUCAUGGAUGCGGAAAAGCCAGCUGAUGCUAUGGACAAGAAGGUUUGA